CGGGAGACUCAACAUGUCCAAACUACACCACCCUGCUGCACUUACCUUAGCCCUGAUCUGCCUGUGUACAGCUCAAACAGCCCAGGAAGAAGAGGCGGAGGGAGCUAUGGACAGGGGGCUGCUCCUGGAUGCUGUGAAAACCGGGAUCUUGAGCUCUCUGGGCAUAGAGAAGCCCCCGGUGGUCCACAAGAAGGCCUCCCAAACAGAGCUGAGGGAGAUGGAGAGACUUUACCAGGAGAAACUCACCGAACUAGGGCUGAAUAUGAAUCGGAGUAAUGGGAUGUCCACUCUGCUCCUGCCACACAGAGUUUCCAAGCUUCCAGCGGGACAUGGGCUCGACCUGCGGAGGCGUCCCUUUCGCUGGCACAGGGCAGAGUUCACGGAGAAGCCCAGUAUCCAAGAGGAGCUGUCCCUGCUGCACGCCCAGCUCUACAUGUCCAGACAAGUCCUGCAGAGAGCCGCCGCCAGGGUCAAAGUUCACAUACAGGGCUCCAGGUCCACCAGACACGCAGUAUGGACACACACGUGGGCUAGUGGAGACACGACGCAAACGCUGGCACUGGACAUCAGCGAUGAGGUGCAAAAGUGGAUCAGGGACGACAGCGGACCCCUGGUGGUGGAAGUGGGACAUAGAGGAGCUGAUUAUAACUUUAAUAUUUCUCUCAAGUUGACACAAAAACACGCAAUUUCAAGAAUGACUCGCUCCAAUAAGGAAGAAGAGGAAUGUGACGAUCGAGAGUUGUGCUGCCGGCAGUCCAUGACGGUUUCCUUUAAAGACAUUGGUUGGACAGAUUGGGUCGUGGCGCCGUUAGAAUACACAAUGCAUUUUUGUCAAGGUUCGUGCCCACAUAACUACAGACCUGCAAGCAUGCACACCCAGGUCAAGUCCAGACUGGCACAGAUCUCCAAAGGGGGCAUCUCAAGACCAUGCUGUGUGCCAGCCGCCUACCAGCCCAUGGUGCUGAUGCAUUAUGAUAGUCAUGGGAAACUUAAACUAACACCUUUUGAAGAUCUCAUAGUCAGUAAAUGUCACUGUGCCUGAUGUGGCCUGUGUAAACUGUACAGGUUUUUGAUGAAGAGCUCAUGUUACUAUGUUCUAAUGUUCCUCAUCACAAACACACCUGGAGCACAACACACAAACCCUGCACAUUUAAAGUUCUUCUCUCAGAAACAGAAAACACUCUGGUCCACCUUGUGAUGUCAUGUGAUAAUUCAGGAACUGCUCCACUGUGUUUUUAAACUCCAUACACCUUCACUAGAAUCAUUAGGAUGAGUUCAGCCAUGGAAUUGCUGAUCUCUGUUGAACUAAAGAUAAAAGGAGCUAUUACCUAGAAAACUACCACUACAUGAUAUCACAAGGUGGAGCAGAGCAUUAUUGAUCUUUGGAGAUGGAGACAAACUAAUAAAAAAGAGUCACUCAAACAUGUGUGAAUGAAACUCCAGAAGUCCAGGUGUGUUUUUGAGGAGGAAACAUUAUAACAUGGUUUAAAGCUCGCAGGAGUUCAGUUUGUGUAAAAUAGGAGCGUUUAAGAUUUUGUUUUAUGAUGAUCUUUGAACUGGUGACCUGUUGGUUGAUGGGUAAAUGCUUAUCCUAGUGCUGUGCUUUUGAAAUAUGAUGAACUUUGACAGCACUGUUCUUUUCACUCAACAAGGAUCUGUUCUAAAGGCCAGAGUUGUCAUAAUGGGCUUUUCAGCGGUAUUUUUAAAAAUGAGAACAGUUUUUAGAAAACAGUUUUGGUUGUUUGUACUGUAGCUUUUAUAUUCAAAUGAUUUCUUCCUGAUUUGAAAAGUCUCUCCAUAUUCAAAUACUUUAAAAUUUAGAUUUGAAUUGUGUUGUUGCCAUAACAAUGGAGGAUCAUUACCAGUCCAAAUCCUUCAAAAUCAGCAAAAAGUCUUUAUGCGUGAAAAUCAUGAAGAGCCUACUGAGUUUCCUCAGAGGCCUUCCUUUUUGUUAGUUCAAUGGUGUUACUUGCAUAAACAUGGAUAUUUGUAUUAUUUAUUUAAACUGUAUUUAUGUUGCUGUUGUUUGGAUGUUACAUGCUUUUACUGUAAAUACUUUUUUACGUUUUUUACUGAACUUAAGAGUGACUCACUGUGACAUUUCACAAUAAAAUAUGUGUUGAAAAUGAGUGUAAUAAAUUAUAUAAUAUAAGAUAA
Messenger RNA from Boleophthalmus pectinirostris (great blue-spotted mudskipper), 2157 nucleotides. RefSeq names its product protein DVR-1. Gene Ontology annotation, biological process: SMAD protein signal transduction. Gene Ontology annotation, cellular component: extracellular region. NCBI's taxonomy places the organism in Eukaryota, Metazoa, Chordata, Actinopteri, Gobiiformes, Gobiidae. The transcript is spliced from 2 exons. Bases 14 to 1042 code for a protein of 342 amino acids. The record is from RefSeq and is a predicted model, not a curated record. Gene Ontology annotation, molecular function: growth factor activity; cytokine activity.